Molecule: messenger RNA, 2058 nt
Organism: Penicillium malachiteum
Lineage: Eukaryota; Fungi; Ascomycota; Eurotiomycetes; Eurotiales; Aspergillaceae
Product: potassium channel family protein
Exons: 2
Coding region: 1-2058 (685 amino acids)
Biological process (GO): potassium ion transmembrane transport; stabilization of membrane potential
Cellular component (GO): membrane
Molecular function (GO): potassium ion leak channel activity
Source: RefSeq, a predicted model, not a curated record
AUGAAUGACCCAGGCCUGGAUGAGGCUAUCGCCGAUGAGGCGAAUACUCUAGAUCAUUUCUCCUCUCAGACUCAACAGCGCGAUAAUAGUACCAUUUCAACAAAGGACACUACUAGGACCCAACAAGAUGCACAGCGUCCCUUGUCACCUCGAUGGUGGCUCGCAAGUACUGCGUACCCAUUGGCAGCUGGUACUUUCGGGCCAAUGGCCAGUGCUUUCAAUGUGUGCUGUCUAGCCCAACCGUGGCGUAUGGAGCCUGAUGCAGAUGACGGAUACUUGGAUGUCACAGAUCCGAAAUGGUAUGUUUCCUGUAUCAACUACACAGAGUUUAUCUUUAAUAAGAGUCCGUUCAGGGUGACCGCCAUCAAUUCAAUCUCUCUUGUCUGUGCUCUGGUAGCCAACCUGUUCCUGUCGCUAAACAUGGCGCGUCGCAUUCGGUUUUCCCUUGCUCAGCCAGUUAUCAUCAUCGGGUGGCUUGUUUCAUCCGCGCUACUAAUUGCCAUUCUCAUUCCAUUCGGUGUCCUCAUGUACAGGCCUGAGAACUCCACUCGAGUGUACAGCCAGGCCUAUUUCUACGGGGCCUUCGCAGCUGGUGUAUACUUCAUUAUUGCAUGUCUGAUGAUGAUGACUGCAUAUGGAGCACGCCACGGAUAUUACAGUUGUGAAUACAAACUAUCGAACAGUCAGCGAACCCUGAUGCUUCAGACAAUCAUCUUCUGUUUCUAUCUUCUCUCGGGCUCGGCGGUCUAUGCCAAGAUUGAGGGAUGGCGGUUCUUGGAUGCGGUUUACUUUGCAGACUAUACGCUUCUCACUAUUGGGGUCGGCAAUAUCACCCCUGGUACCCACCUUGGGCGAGGACUACUCUUCCCAUAUGCUAUCGGUGGCAUUGUGAUUCUCGGUCUGAUCAUCUCCUCGAUUCGAACAUUGAUGCUGGAACGAGGACGUCAGAAAAUGGCCGAUGCGCUUGCAGCGCGUACCCGCAAAUUUCUCGUGAAGGAAGCAAAGUCAGAUAGAAAGCGACUCGGCAGUUUGGUGCCGGAUCUCCGACCAAAUGAAGAGGACAAUCCCCGCGAUCGACAAAAGCGAGAGUUCAUUACAAUGCGUCGCAUUAGACAGCUCGCCACCGUGCAGCACAAGUGGAUCUCGCUGAGUAUGUCUCUGUUGGUCUGGAUGGCCAUGUGGCUUAUUGGAGCCGUUGUAUUUUGGCGGUCGGAGCUAAGUCAGUCUUGGACAUACUUCGAAUCUCUAUACUUUGCAUAUGUGACGCUACUCACCAUCGGAUACGGCGACAUUUACCCCAAAAGCAGCUUGGGAAAAUCUUUCUUCGUCUUCUGGUCUUUACUCGCCGUGCCAACAAUCACAAUCCUUAUUUCAAAUAUCGGCGACACUCUUAUCCAUUUUGUCCGGGAUCUUACCCUCUACAUCGGUGAACUCACCAUUCUGCCAGGCGAUGAACCUUUGAUCGAACGUCUUAAAGAUAUUUUCCGUAUGUCCUGGUCGGACAAAUGGGUCCAGGAAACGCUUGGCGAAAAGUCCGCUGCACAGGACAUACUCGACGAUGAAAAGGGAACUAAUGACCCGGAACAAGCAAACUGCCAAGUGCAUCGUGCUUUGGAAGCAGAGGAACAUGAACGAGAAGAGUCUGCAAGAGCGCGCGGUGACAUUGCCGCGGAAAGUGUUCAUCACUACCAUUACCUUCUUUUCCGCGAAAUCCGUAAGAUGAUGGAGUAUACGCGAAGCAAUCUAUCCAAGGAAUUUGAUUACUUGGAGUGGGAGUACUAUCUCUCUCUUAUCUCAGGGAAACAUAAGCCUGCAUCCGAUGAUAAAACUGUCAACGAACAGGAUGGAGAGCGAGAACGCGCAUUUGAAGAGUGGAGCUGGAUCGAUAAGAAGAAUCCGUUAAUUGGGGAGAAGAGUGAAGUUGAGUGGUUACUUGGGGAGUUGACGGAGGCAUUGGAGCGGGAGUUGAAGACUGCUAGUCGGGGAUAUCAUUUGGAUGAUCAUGAUCAUGCUGGUGGAUGUGUUGGUGGCAGUGAAUUGCCACAAGAUAGCAAGUGA